Molecule: messenger RNA, 7098 nt
Organism: Drosophila nasuta
Lineage: Eukaryota; Metazoa; Arthropoda; Insecta; Diptera; Drosophilidae
Gene: rod
Product: kinetochore component rough deal
Exons: 15
Coding region: 102-6383 (2093 amino acids)
Biological process (GO): mitotic sister chromatid segregation; protein localization to kinetochore involved in kinetochore assembly; mitotic spindle assembly checkpoint signaling
Cellular component (GO): kinetochore microtubule; RZZ complex; cytoplasm
Molecular function (GO): small GTPase binding
Source: RefSeq, a predicted model, not a curated record
GUUAUCAGUACUUGGUGACGAGAGAGUGACGCUGACGUUUUGGCGCUGGCUAGUUUAAAUAUUUUUCAUAGCGGCUGUUCGGAUAAAUAAAUAUUUCUAUUAUGUGGAGCAACUUUGAGGCUUCAACGGUGGAGGAUGAGACAAUCUCCAAUGCCUUUUCAUCGCGCAGCAUAUUCAAAAUUAGCAGCGAGGAUGAGGUUAUUAACGAACCCACAAUUCAGGCAUCGGUGCAAAGUGGUAAAAUGGUCAUAUCCAUUGACAGAAGUCUGCUCCUACUUGAGGACGAGCUGGUAGCCAAGUGCAGCUUCCUCAGCUUUAGCGCGCACAUCGAUGCGAUCGCCAUUUCUAGCAGUGGCAAUCUGAUUGUUUGUGGACUCUCCGAUGGCGAAGUCCAUGGUGUCUAUAUCAAGGGAUUGCUGCUGUUCAGUGUCUGUAUACGCAUUGAAGAUGUCAGCAUCUCAGUCGGCACGUUUACUAGUAUUCAGCAGUUGGGUCAACACUUUUACUUCAGCUGCAAAAAUGGCAGCGUUUACUGUCUUAGCAAGAUCAACGAAUCCACUUUAGAGUCGGUGUCCAACAUAACACUGGGUGAUAGUGAGCAAAUGACUGCUCUGCUGGACGAUGUCACCAUUCAACGCUCGUCCACCGGCAAAGCAAUGUCAAAUGUGGACACGGCUUUGCUACUGAAGCAGCCACAGCCAACUGCUCCUCACAGUUAUGCCGAAAACAACCAGGAAGCGGAUCAGCGACAGGAUUAUGAUCUUAUUGUAACAGGAGCACAAGGUGUCAUCCAUUUUAAAACUACUUCCAAGGAUACAUCUCGCAUCAACAUUGCAAAUCAGUAUGGCGGCAUUAAGGAAAUCUACAACGUAGAUCACUACAUCAUUGCCCUAACCCAGUCAGGUCACUUGCUGGAGAUUUGUCCAUUUACACGGACAGUCAACGUUUGUCAGUCCUCUCAAAGCCGUGCUUUGCUCAUCGAUGAUCUGCAGGUCAUGGAGUGCAGUGAGGAGAAUGUGGAGCUCUUAAUACUGACAAAGCCCACUACAGAUGGAGAACGUUUCAUUCGAAUUGUGGAAUAUCCCUCACUAAGAUGCAAGAACGAGGUGGAAGUCCCACAGCAUGCUUGGCUUGUGCGGCAACCUAAGAGUGCUGUUAAUCUUUAUUAUUUGGCCACGAAAGAGCUAAAAAGUAAUGCCAUUCCUUCAGAAGUGGAAAUGAUGAUGGUCUCUGAGACCGAUCCCAGUGACCGCUUUAAGAAACUCAUUGCCAAAGGACGCCUGGAAGAGGCAGAGGACUUUGGCAAGCAAUUUGAAUUGUGUCUGCAACCGAUCUUCGAAGCGAGAGCUAAACGAAUUCUGCUAGAACUUUGCAAUACUAGUGCAAACAUUGUGCAAGGCAAUGAAUUGGAUGCCAAGUUUGAAAUGUUACUAAAGCUGUUGGCACAAAUCGAGAGCAAAGCAUUCAUUAAGAACAAUCGCAUGAUGAACUUGAGUUCGCGUCACAUUUUGGAACGCUAUUUAAAAGAAGUCAAAAAGAGAUUGGACUUUGAGGAAGAUGAAGAUCAUUUGCUUGAAAUAGACGAGCAGCUGCAUCGUCUCAAAACAAUGGCCAUCAUAGAUCCCUACGAAUGCAAUAGCGAGUGGCAAAAAUUUGUUUACAACACGAAUCUGGUGAAAGUGAUCAAGGGCAUGUUCAACAGCGAUAUGGCUACCGCUUGCCUCAUUUGGCGCCGGCACUCGAGCAACAUUUUGCCGCAUCUCAAUGAGGAUGAAUUGCGUACACUGCUCGGCUUUAUACCCAGCGACACGGAGCCCCUAAAUGUAGUGCAGUGGUUGCGCCAAUUUGUACCCGCAGUGAGCAAUACUCAUCCAACAAUUAUGCCAUUUAUCACCGACUGGAGCAUCGAGCGGACGCGUAAGUUGCAGUACAGCGAUCAUUGGCCAGAAAUCGGACUGGAAUUCUCUACAAAAAUACUAGAAAUUUUCGAAGAGAUUCAAUUUAUUUACUCUGAUGUGCGACGGCAACAGGAGCGCAACAUUGGCAAACUUCGUGAUCUGGAUAAUGCUCUGCAGGAUUUAUCAGUAUUAAAAAAGCGUUAUAAACUCAAUUUCACGCUGGACAGUUAUAUGCAGGACUCUAUCGAUGCCACAGCGCUGCGCAUCUUGCAGCGUGUGCAUUUGGACAAUUUGCAGAGUCUGGUGCGGGAUUUUCUCUAUCCGAUCUAUCAGGAGAAGGGUCGCCAGCCACUGGAUGUGAUCAAACAGUAUAUUGCUCAAUUAGUGGCCAAUCGGCAAUCUCUUAGCAAUUGGUUAGAGCGUGCUAUAGCCUGCAUUGAGUUGCUCCACAAUGAGGAUAGUCGUUUGGAGUGUGCCCUCUCCAUAUUGCAAAAUGCGCCAGUUCCGUGGCCAGAAACAUUGGCGCCGCUUAUUAAAUUGCGAAACUCGACGCAUCCACUAAGUAUGAAGAUCAAUGCCGAAUAUGAGAUACAAGUGAUUAAGAUCAUGAAGGUCAAGUAUGGCUGGACAGCGGAUAAUGCCUCCGACAUCAAUCUGGAGCUGUUUAUGAUGCGCAUUGUUAAGCUUAAUUUACCGGAUAUGCUAAAGGAUAUACGCAUACUAACCAAAGCGGCGCCAGAGAUAUCCACCAGCGCCAACUUCAAUUGCUGCUAUCAAAUGUCGCGUCGUGGACAAAUCGACAUGGCCUACGAUUUCUUCAAGUCGCUGAAUGAUAAAACUAAUGCCAAGCAAGGCAACGAAGUUGUGGAUAUCUUGGCAAACUUACUUGAAAUGAGCUCCUGCACAGGCGAAGCAAAAGUACAGGAGCAUCUCAAUCUGCUGGAGUUUUUCAAAUUGCUGCUGCCUAGUGUGGAACCCGUGUAUAAACGUCGCUAUUUACUAAUCAAGCAUCGUCUACAACUGCGUCAGAAAUUCAAUAUACAGUUGAAUUGCAGCACUGAAUUGAUAUCGCUGCAGAAGCGUUUGGCGCUGUUGGAUGAGGGCAUUGAGCUGAUCGUUACACGAGCUCAGGCCUCGAUGAAUGUGUGCGCCUUGAUUGUCAACGAAAUGAGCGAGCUAUGCACGGCACUUGAUAUUGAAAAAGUGCACGGACUUUUGCGGAUAAGUCAAUGUAUUGGCUGCUUACCCUUGACCUGUGCAUUGGCUUAUUAUGUCAUCGAAUCCAUAUCCUGUGUGCCGACAAAUAAAAUGGACUUUAUCAACUUUGGCAUUGAGUUGCUAGUGCAGCAAAUGAACGACGGCAAGAGCCAGAAUCAUGAUACGCAUUCAUCGCUGCAGUUGUUGUCGGAGAACGAUCCAUUGUGCUUUCCACUGGUCUACGAGCUGCUGACCGAAGCAUUGCUGCAUGAGCGCAGCAAUCAAUGCGAUCUCACGGAGCUCAUUAAAUAUGUACGCGUCGCUGUUAUACACUAUCCGCUCGAUGCAGUCGAAGCUCAUUAUGCCGGCAAGGAGCAAGCCGUCAAUGAGCAAAUAUGUCGAGCAUUGGAUGGUGUACCAAUUGCUCUUGGCGAAACCACGCUCAACUUUUCCACUGCGGUGAAUAACUCCAUCGAUAUGAAACCUUGUAUAGAGCCAUCCUCCAAGAAACGCUACUCGGUCUCCAUGUUCGACGAAGUUGAUGUGCGGCCACAGGAAAAACCACAAUUAAAAAAACGCCUUAGCGGCAGUCUGCCUAUUGUUAAGUUCCUGGGACGCACUCUGCUGCUCAUGAUUCUGGAGACGGAGCCAAAGAAUUCGCUGUUGCUGCAAAUGCAAAUGUCGCUGCCGAAUAAUGUGAAGCAUGACAUCGAUGGAGCUCGCUCUGAUUUCUUUUUGUCGUUGGAGCACCUAACCAAGGCCAAGGAGCAUGAUGUGUGGUACAUUAUGUCGCAGUAUUUGCUAGAAUAUCAGAAGCACAAUCGCAGCAAAAAGAUCAUCAACGAGGGAUUCAUUACGAUUCAGUUGCGUCGCAUUCUACGCAAUGCCAUGAACAACAAAGAUGCCAAUCUAAUUGAGCUUUUUACCAUGCUGGUGGCGGAUACUGAAUCGCGUGCGUUGCUUGAAAAGCUGUCCUCGGAAGUGAAAACUGAUCAGCAAAAGAUUACAUUUCUUACACUUUCCGCUAUGUACAAUGAACACAUUGAUGAAAUGGAUAUUGUGCAAAAUUUGCGCGCCACGCGUAAUAAGUUGUACUAUUACUUGGAAUUCUGUCAACAAGAUCCCAGCAUUCGCGGCAAAUUCAAUCCAGAGAUGGACAACAUUGAGCAUUUGUUGAAUGAAUUCCAUAAUAAGCGACUUAAUGUUCAUUUGCUAGAACGCAUGAGCGCCAGCUUCAAAUUGGACUUUCAGCGCAUGCUCAUUACACAAAUCCUCAGCAUACUGCGUGCUCAAGAGCUGCGCUAUGAGAUCAAACGCGACUCGUUCGGCGAUGAGGAGUUGGUUGUGCUGAACAGUGUGCGUGAAAUGCGCGAAAUGUGUCAGCCAUAUAUCAAUCAGAUUCAGAACGUUAAGCUCUUCACCUCGAAACUAAACGAACUAAUUGAAGAGAUCAACAUAUACUUUUAUGAGAUGUAUUUGUGUGUCAUUGAGAUACUCAUGUUCUUUGAUGCAGCGCCCAAACAGAUGGAAAUCUGGAUUAAUAUAUUGCACUUUUUGCGUCAUAAAAUGGUGACACGACGCUGCUGUCGCGCAGGACAACAGGAGACAGACAUAUGGAUGCAGACGCAGAAGGACAAUGGUGUCUUGCCCAAGAUCGCACGCUAUCGAUUGCCCUUUAAGCCACUCGUGGAGCAUCCACUGCGCGACAUUUUAUGCAGAGAACUGAAUGUGGAUAAUUGCCAGAGUUGGUUCCCCUUAAUACUCAUGUACAAUGCUCUCAAGGAUUCUAGCACACCACAGAGCUGUGACUACUACAUCACGGCGGCAAUCACCAAUUCUAUAGCCGAGUACAAGUCAAAGAACGAUUCAGAAAGCUGGAGCCUGCAUCCCACAAAUAAUGCAUUCCUUAAAUCGAUUCUACGAUUGGUUAAGCAUGUUCAAAGUCCCAGCAAUGUCAUCUUCGUUUUGUAUUAUGUAGCGAGUUAUGCUCGCGAUGGAGCAGAUCAGGUGGAAGCCUUCUACGAGGGUUGGAAAUAUGUGAAAGCCAAUCAAGAAGUGCUUGAUAAAGAUCCCAAAUGUCAAGAGCAAUUGGCUAAGAUUAAACGCAUGUAUCCAAUACAUAAGACUCAACAUUUGUUGCACGUUUACGGACUGAGCGAAGAGAAACUAAUGCGAUUGGUUGAGAAUCCCACAGAACUCAUUCACAGUCUCUAUCAUCACGAGCUAAUACUCAAGUCCAGCAAGGUGGACAUCAAUGCACUGGUUAAAGAGAUUUGUGCGCUGCAUGAUCUUAGUCUGGAUGCCAUACAAUUUAAGCUGCUACAGAAGUGGCUCUCGGUCACAAUGGAGCCAGCCGAUGGGACCAUUAUGGAGGAAACCUUUCUUGAGGAUCAGAAUUGGCCGGAGAAUGGCUCUAACGGCAAUUGCAAUGGCGAUGAGACUGGUACUGCUAGCGAGAAUGUUGUACGUGCAUUUUACAUACUCAGCAGCUGGCCGAAGUCGGAAGCUGUGCAGUUCCUAGUGGGUCUAAUCUUCAAGGGAGGAUCCAUGAACACCUCGCAACAGCUGCAGAUGUACGAAUGUUAUUCCAAGCUCAACGACGGCAGCACUUCGUUUAGCAAUACGCUCAGCCAGCGUCAGUUCAUCACCAUCAAAUGUGUCCACGAAUUGAAAGCUCUUGGCUACAACUCGAACAUUGAGAAGUUUGCGGAUGAGAAUUGCGACAAGAUCAGUAUUAUUAAAAUGGUCUGGCAGCGCAAUGCACAGAAUCCGCUGUCACUGGAAGUCAUGGCCAACAUUUGCCUAGGAUUCGACAUACAUUUGCCCAAAAUUUGGAAUGGCAUCAUUAAGCGAAUGGUCAUGUUUAAUAUGGUGCGUGAGCUCAACGCAUUGGUCGAUGUGCUAAGCUGUCGUCCAGAGCUGCUGCAUCUCGAUGGUCUGGCACAAGCCUGGAACUGUGUGCUAUGCCAUCCGCUGAAGAACGCGGUGCCGACAAGAUCGUGUGCACAGGAGGAACGCCUGCAGAAGACGUUGAUUCGCCUGCAGGGUUGUCCGGUAGUGCAUGCCCUAAACCUGCUGCAAUUUGCCGAGCUCUGUGUGCUCGUGCGUCGCCCACACAUGGCCGCCAUAGUGCUGAUCUUUUGCCAAAACGAUGAGCAACGCGCAAAGAUUGUCAAGCUUAUCAGAUCACGUCAUGUGGAUAAUCUGCGUCAGGAUAUUCUUGAACUGGAGGAUGCCGGCCUGCUGCCAAUGGUGCUUAACUUUGCGCUCAAGGAAUUGCAACUCUAGAGUGUAGAACAACAUGUUUUUAGUACUUUUCAAAUUUGUUUACUUGAAAUACAUAUGAACUUUAGUUCCACAGAUGGUCAAACACGUUUUCCAUCAGACACUGGUAAACCAUGAAGGUGACAGCCACGUCGAUUCCCACACGCAGCAUCUGGAUAGUCGAAGUCAUGAAAAAUUUUCCAGGUCCAAAGACUUGUAAUUCCGUGGCAGCAUUAUCCAAUACCUUCUUAUACUUUUGCGACUUGGCAGCCUGAAUUCGUUUCUGAAUCCAUUUCAUUGGGAUGUGACCCAGUACAUUAGCAGCGCCAGAUAUGACACCAAAGAUGGCCAGCAAUGGCAUGGGUACCAGCGAGUUUUCAUCGUCGCCCAUGUACAUUUCUUUUUGAGUGAUCAUCAGAAAGAAGCGAAUAGCCUGGUUGGUGCCCUGUCUCAAUACUGUGAUCGACACUCCCCUAUAAAUACCACGAAUACCUAACACAACAUAUAAUUAGCUUAAUCGAAAUGCAACCACAAAAAUUGAAGCUACCUUCCCGUCUUAAGAUGUGAGUCACGCCAUGGAGCAUACCAUGAUAACGUGGACGAGGUAGAUGCAUAUCGUUAAUAAGCUUCAAUCGAAUGGUUCUCAAAGGAGUUACGGCUACCACAGCCUCUGUGACGCCCGCCAAUAAACCAGAUAUAAAUACAUUCAACAUGGAAAUUUUGCCAUUCUCAUCAUGGA